AUGAAGCCCGUCGUCAGCGCCUUCAACGCGUGGACAUGCACCGUCCUCUCCGUCUUCGCCAUGAUUAUUCUUAGCGCCCUUGCUGGACUUUACCGAAGCGGACACGAGGAAUUUACCACCGGCGACCCUGAUGAGAACAAGUCUAUCUCUAACACCAUCUUUACUGCCGUCAUUGUCUACGCUGCUUUCUUCGUGUUCUGCGGUCUCCAGGGACUCCUCCACGCCCGAGAAAGCCGCCGAGGCGCGAUCGCUCUGUAA
Messenger RNA from Fusarium sp. VM40, 258 nucleotides. The record is from the annotation of a GenBank genome assembly. NCBI's taxonomy places the organism in Eukaryota, Fungi, Ascomycota, Sordariomycetes, Hypocreales, Nectriaceae.